Molecule: messenger RNA, 453 nt
Organism: Arctia plantaginis
Lineage: Eukaryota; Metazoa; Arthropoda; Insecta; Lepidoptera; Erebidae
Source: the annotation of a GenBank genome assembly
AUGGCUGAAGAAGAACAUUAUGACGAUGUGGAUAUAUCAGACUUGAUUGAGGAAUCAGAACACUAUCUUGACACAGAACACCAAAAUACAGAAACAACGGAUACAGAAAAUGUAAACACCUUACAAGAUUCGGAAAUACUGAACUCUGAAGAGCAAGUAGUCGAUGAAAAGAGGCCGCAAGUUCAGAAUAAGAGUGAAGCCAUACGAUCUACGAGGUUACCAAUUGCCAGGAUAAAAAAUAUAAUGAAAAUGGACCCAGAUGUGAGCGUCGUCUCAGGAGAUGCGGUUUUCUUAGUAACGAAAGCUACAGAAUUAUUUUUGGAAACUAUAGCAAAGGAAACCUAUGCUUACACUGCCACCAACAAGAGGAAAAUUAUAGCAAAGAAAGAUUUUGAUUUAGUUAUCAACAAAGUGGACUGUUUAUGUUUUUUGGAGGGUGCCAUGGAUUUUUAA